This is a messenger RNA of Hydra vulgaris (swiftwater hydra), 1668 nucleotides long. Its product is annotated as involucrin. Lineage: Eukaryota; Metazoa; Cnidaria; Hydrozoa; Anthoathecata; Hydridae. Gene Ontology annotation, cellular component: plasma membrane. The record is from RefSeq and is a predicted model, not a curated record. Gene Ontology annotation, biological process: leukocyte tethering or rolling.
AUAACACGCACAUAGUUAUUAUGUUAAGUAUAUAUAACACAAAUCUUUAAAUUUUCUUUAGAACAUACUUCAAUAAAAAUGAACUUUUUUUUUGUUACAUUGUGCCUGUUUAGUGCUGUUGUUUUAAGCAUAGGCAAAAAAAACCUAACACCAAAAACUCAAGAAUCACAUGAGCCAGCAGAAACUUCUCAAGGAACACAUGAGCCAGCAAAAACUUCUCAAGGAACACAUGAGCCAGCAAAAACUUCUCAAGGAACACAUGAGCCAGCAAAAACUUCUCAAGGAACACAUGAGCCAGCAAAAACUUCUCAAGGAACACAUGAGCCAGCAAAAACUUCUCAAGAAACACAUGAGCCAGCAGAAACUUCUCAAGGAACACAUGAGCCAGCAAAAGUUUCUCAAGAAACACAUGAGCCAGCAGAAACUUCCGAAGGAACACAUGAGCCAGCAAAAAUUUCUCAAGAAACACAUGAGCCAGCAGAAACUUCUCAAGAAUCACAUGAGCCAGCAGAAACUUCUCAAGGAACACAUGAGCCAGCAAAAGUUUCUCAAGAAACACAUGAGCCAGCAGAAACUUCCGAAGGAACAGAUGAGCUAGCAGAAAAAACUCAAAGAACAGAUGAGCUAGCAGAAAAAAUUCAAAGCAAAAAAAACCUAACACCAAAAACUCAAGAUACAGAUGAGCCAGCAGAAACAACUCAAGUUGACAAUACCAAAAACAAUACAAAGAAGUCUCCAGUUAAAGACCCAAAAAACAAUAAAUGGAAAUCUAAAGGCAGGGGUACAAAAGAAAAAAAAGUAAAAUCCCAAGGUAAAGAUCAUGAGCUUAAAGAUUUAAAUAAAAAAAAUGAUGAUAAAGAAAAUUUAAUGGCAGAUUUGAAACGAGAUACAGAUGAUGAUGAUUCAAGUGGUUUAAAUAAAAAAAUUGAUGAAAAUGAAAGUUUUUUAAAGGCAGAUACUAAACAUGAGACAAUUAUGCAGAUAUUAAAUUCUGAACAAAAAACAAAAAGCAAUAGUGCAAAUUCUGGUUAUGAUUCUUCUAGUAGCUUUCCAUUGAUUUUUAUGGUUUCAUUUGUUAUCAUUGUUGGUGGUUAUUUCUUGUAUCAUAAAAAAUCUAAGAUAUUAGGUUUUCUACUAGAGGGAGCUCCUUCAUCUGCACGACGUAAGGCUGGAUACAAAAAAGUUAGAAAUGUGGAAGAUGUUAUGUCUGGAGUUAGUAAACACGAUGCUUGAAUGCGGUUUUAUACUUAUGCAUUUGUUAGAACAUCGUAUUUUCAGUUAAAAUCUAUAAAUAGUUUUAACCUCAGCAGGUGAUUGCAAUUAAUCAAAAGCGGAAGAAAUAUAAACUUUUUGUAUUGUUUCUUGAUACUUUUUUUAAAUGUUUUAAAAUCUGGUAUUCCUUAAUGAAAGUGAUAACUUGUUUUGGAUGUGUUUUUUUCUUAUUUUAAUGUUUUAUUUUAUUAAAUUUUUAUUUUGAUGUACUUUAAAUAAUUUUGAAAAAGCUUAAAAAUUUUAUUUCGUCUCUAGUCUUUUAUAAAACAUGUUUAUAAAUAUAGAAUAUAGUUUGGAAAUAGUUUUACUAAUGUUGGUUUAUUAGGUUUUUUCUUUUUUUAACCUUAAAUUUUUUCAUUUUUUAAACAUUUUUUGUUAAAAAAUUUAUUACUAUGA